Molecule: messenger RNA, 1041 nt
Organism: Rotaria socialis
Lineage: Eukaryota; Metazoa; Rotifera; Eurotatoria; Philodinida; Philodinidae
Source: the annotation of a GenBank genome assembly
AUGCCACAACGCCGAGUUCUUGUUUUUGAUUCUAAAAGCUAUGACGAAAAAACAUUUCGACAAGCUUUAAAAACGUUAAAUGGUCAAAGUAAACUUCAUUUUACAUUUUUAGAAAGUAAAUUAAAUCAGGAAACAGUUGAUCAAGCUCAUGGGUUCGAUGGUAUUUGUGCAUUUGUAAAUGAUAUUCUUGAUAGAAAUAUCAUUGAAGAAUUACAUAAAGAAUGUAGUUCAGUUAAAAUAAUUGCUUUGAGAAGUGCCGGUUUUAAUCAUGUUGAUCUCGGAGUGGCAAAAAAAUAUAAUAUAAAAGUAUGUCGCGUACCACGAUAUUCACCGUAUGCUGUUGCUGAACAUUCCGUAGCUCUUUUACUUUCAUUGAAUCGUAAUUUACAUCAUGCAUAUUAUCGAACAAAACAGCAUAAUUUUUCCUUGGACGGUCUUGUUGGUCUUGAUCUUUUUGGUAAAACAGUUGGCAUUAUUGGAACAGGUGGAAUCGGUAUGUGUGCCAUUAAUAUAUUUUUGGGCUUUGGUUGUCGCGUUUUAGCUAACGAUAUCUUGCCAAAUGAGCAAGUUGCGAAAGAAAAAGGUUUUACAUAUGUUACCAUGGAUGAGUUACUUGACCAAAGCGAUGUUGUAUCACUUUAUGCUCCAUUGCUUGACUCAACUUAUCAUUUAAUUAAUAGAGAAGCGUUAGAAAAAAUGAAACGUGGAGCUAUAUUAAUAAACACAAGUCGUGGUGGAUUAAUUGAUACAAAUGCACUUGUCGAUUGUCUCAAGUCAGGAAAACUACGAGGUGCUGCUAUUGAUGUUUACGAAAAUGAAAAGGACUACUUUUUCAAUGACUGUAGUCAACAAGUAAUGGCUGACGAUACAUUGGCUCGUUUAAUUUCAAUGCCAAAUACAAUCGUUACGUCUCAUCAAGCAUUUCUUACUGAAGAAGCUUUAAGAAAUAUUGCUGAAACCACGAUACAAAAUUUACUAGACUUUUUCGAUGGUAAACCACUUAGUCAACAAAAUGAAGUUAAAGCUCCGGAAAAACAUUGA